UUGGCCUGUGACCUAAUGUACGCGAGUCACCCCGACACCAACACGUUAUUUAUCCACACACACAUAGUAACGUGUAAAUAUAUAUAUAUCACAUCGAAAUGUUACACUAAGUAGGUAUAUAGUCAUAUUGAAUAUCUAGUUGUGCGUACAGUGCGGGGCGGCACGGAUCAUCGAGCCACCAGUGUGCAAGGAUUGCACUCCCCGCCGCCGCCUCUUAUUAUUACUUCAGGGCAAGCGCUAGUCGGCGUUUGAGAUCCGUGCCGGUGCCUGUACGCCAGGCACGGGUGUGUGUAGUCAGCGACUACGGAGAUAUGUCAGGCUCCUACUACUUGGUGUAGGUCGGCGCCACUGUAAGUCUACUGUCUCGCAAACAUAUGUGCAGUCUACAGCGCUCUACAGGCAGACCUUGCACUAAUCUAGCUACCGCCAUGUUGAGGAUAGGAACAAUAUACAUAAUUAUGAUGGAAACAAUAAACAUAUGUAACAGGCACACGGGCUUGUCUGAGACGUCCCGGGCGCCGCGACGCCGAGUAGGUACCGCGCUUACGGGACCACACACUAUACUGGCACAAACAAUGGCGACGCUCUCAGGAAGACUGUGUGAAUACAUCUCCGCGUUGGCGUGGCUCCCAGGGAACAACAGCUCGCUACUUCAACUACAUGACAGUGAUGAGGUGUCUGUGUAGCUGCUAGCUGGGAACUGGCACCCUGACACGGUGUGCUCGAGUCUCGAGCUGUUGCUGGCCCAGCUCGCUCAUGCUCGGCUUUCGGAGGUAUAUUAGCUCUGCCGACAUUCCCUACACAUUGGCACACGCUCGCUGUCACUGCUCUCACUCCGCUACUGCUGGGAAGCUCAUGCGUCUCACUGGCAAGGACAUUAUAGAACACAAUUUAACAGGAACAUAAUAAUGUACCGAUCUCGAUUUACGAGAAGACAAUAUUUCAUCGCAAUGUAGAUAUAUCACAGACUAAUCGCAUUCAACAGGUGGAUGUUGAAUGUUUGUGCGGGUUUGUCACACCCAAGUAAACGCUCAUCAAAAAUAAACCUAUGUCUAACUGUGGCCUCCGGGCACACGACG
Molecule: messenger RNA, 1079 nt
Organism: Spodoptera exigua (beet armyworm)
Lineage: Eukaryota; Metazoa; Arthropoda; Insecta; Lepidoptera; Noctuidae
Source: the annotation of a GenBank genome assembly